This is a messenger RNA of Peromyscus californicus insignis, 8682 nucleotides long. RefSeq names its product caspase activity and apoptosis inhibitor 1 (gene Caap1). The record is from RefSeq and is a predicted model, not a curated record. The transcript is spliced from 6 exons. Lineage: Eukaryota; Metazoa; Chordata; Mammalia; Rodentia; Cricetidae. The coding region runs from base 100 to 1185 and encodes 361 amino acids.
UGACGUCAAUCCUGCGCCAGCCCCGCCGGCCGCUACGGAAGCGGUGUUCUGUUGCUGCAGAGACGGCUGGCUGUCGCCGAUGGUUGCGGUGCGGGGACCAUGACGGGGAAGAAGUCUUCCCGGGAGAAGCGGCGCAAGCGGAGCGGGCAGGAGGCGGCCGCUGCGCUCGCGGCCCCGGACCUGGUGCCCGUGCUGGGCGGUACCGCGGGCGGCUGCGGGAGCGGCGGCUGCUGCGGGGGCGCCGGCGGCGGGGCGAGUGUGGCGGGCGGCGCGGAACGGAGCGAACGCCGAAAGCGGAGGAGCACCGACUCGUCCUCCAGCGUCUCGGGCUCCUUGCAGCAGGAAACCAAGUGUCUUCUGCCAACUCUGGAAAAGGAAUUAUUCUUGGCAGAGCACAGUGAUGUUGAAGAAGGUGGACUGGAUCUGACUGUUUCAUUAAAACCAGUUAGUUUCUAUAUAUCAGACAAAAAGGAAAUGCUCCAGCAGUGCUUCUGUAUAAUAGGAGAAAAGAAGUUACAGAAGAUGCUUCCUGAUGUGCUGAAGAACUGUUCAGUAGAAGAAAUUAAAAAACUAUGCCAGGAACAAUUAGAGCUCCUGUCUGAAAAAAAAAUCUUGAAGAUUCUUGAGGGUGACAAUGGUUUGGACUCUGAUAUGGAAGAGGAGGCAGAUGAUGGCUGUAAGGUGGCACCCGAUUUAAUCAGUCAGCAAGACACCUGUGUAGAUUCUGCUUCAUCCCUGAGAGACAGCAAACAACCAGAAGGUUUGGAAUCAAAGCAAGGAAUCGUCUUCUGUGCUGCCAUGCCUGGUGAAUUCAGGACUGUUGCUUCACGUGCCCUUUUUGGCCUGUGGUUGUUCCUAUGGAUGAGUAGAUCCAUUUCCUGUUACUUCAUUUUGACCAGAAGUGGAGCUUCCUUCAUUCUUGGUAUUUUCAUGGAGUGUAAAAUCCUGUCUUGCCUUCUCUUGCCGGUAUCGGCACUAAGGCGCUGUUCUAUUGUCUUCUGGCCUCCAGAGUUUCUACGUAAGUCCAUGGCAUAUAAACUGUUACUCUCAUGUGUCAUAUGUCAGUUUUUAGACUGUCAUCAUUCAUAUUUUCAUUAUUUUUUUGUCUUCUCAUGUUCUGAGACUCCAGUUACUUAUACAUUAGCCCUUUUGACAUUGUCACAAAGAUCCCUGAGGCUUUGUUGAAAAAAAGUUUUUUUCUUGUUCUGAUUAGAGAAUUUACUAGACUAUCUUAAAACUCACUGAUUCAUUCCAGUUUUACCUCAGUUUUUCUGUUAAGCCUGCUGUAUAGUACCCUUUAAAGUCUUUUACAUUGUAUAUUUCCAUUUUGAAAUCUCCGUUUGGCUCUUCUCGUGUUUUCAGUGUCGUUAUUGAGACACCUGUCAAUCCAUUGUCCAGACAGUACUUUACUUUACUAAGCGAGGCCAAAAUAGCUGUUGUCAUACCCGUAAUAGUUUAAUAUCCAGGUUGUUUGCUUACCCUUGGUAGUCUUUAAAAGAAGACAAAUUAAUGUAAAUGGAACAGAUAUCUCACUACCAUUUCAGUUAAGCAAAAGAACAUUUUUAACACUCCAGAAUCUCUAGGAUUAUUUGCAUUUUGUUUAUUUCUUUGUUUGCAUUGGCUUUUGGUUUGUUUCUGAAGAAUGAGACUAUUUAUUAUGUUUAUUUUUGUUUAUGAUUAUGUUUUCAUGUUUAUGAUUCCAUUUAUAUUUAUGAUUAUGUUUACAAGGGAGAUAAAUUGUCAAUUCUUGAAAAAGAAGAGAAAUAGUAAGGUGCUAGGGCAUAUCAGUCAUCACAGCUUCACAGCUUAAAACCACAACGAAGAGCCUGUAAACUGCCAUCGGAAUGUUUAAAUUGACAACCAAGCAGCUCAAGCUCUUGGACAUCAAGGGUGGGACUAUAAUGAGUACAUUAUUUUGGAGCUUUAGCAGUGUGACUUCUGGAGCUGAACAAUAACUUGUGGUCUAAUAAUCUGACACCUACAUGUGUGCCUGUUAGAACUGUGUUUUGUAUCACACUAGUAGAGCAAUGUAAGAAAGGUUUGUAGUAUUUUCAUUGUUGCUGUUGUUUUUUGUUUUGUUUUGUUUUUAGUUAGUUUGUUUGUGUUUUGAGACAGGGUCUCACAUAUCCCAGGCUGGCCUGGGAAAUCAUUUUGUAGCUGAAGAUGGUUUACAAAUGUAUACCACUGUACCCAGUUUAUGCAUGGCUAGACCCGGAACCCUGGGCCUAAUUCUGCAUGCAUGCUCUCUACCAGCGCACCAUAUCCUCAGCCUAAAGUGUUCCCAGUAUUCAUAAAGCAAGAAGUUUGAAAAUGUCCCAAAUAUCCAUUGAUAGCAGAAGGAGCAAUGAACUUGUGUUCUGUUCAUAAAUUAGAUUGUUAAUAUAGGAAUGAGUAUGAGCAAAGUGCUGCAUCUAACAAGGAGAGUUCCACAACAGUGAUGCUGAGUAAAAUAAAUCUUACAUGUGAUGGGCUGCAACAAGGACCUUUUCAUCAGCCAAGUGAUGGUUAAAUUGCUAUGCUUUCUUUGCAGACCCAUCAAACAGUAUUAUUUAUGGAUUCUUCUCUAUUAUACUUCAUAGAACAAUCCCUAUUGUAUGUCUUACUCUUUUAGGAAUAUUAUCUAUUUAGUUACAUUCUUAGCAUAUUAAAAUGUAAUUUUUUUUCUGUAUUCCACAUUUAGGAGGAUAUUGGAUUUCUUCAUUGAAUUCUGAAUUUAGUUUCCAUGAGCACAUCCUUAGCUGUUCUAGUGGCAGUACAUGUUUCUCUUGAGUUCAUUUUACAUUGGAGUUAUUUAGGAAUAUUUCUUGUGUGUUUUGUAAGCAGUCUUUGAGAAUCUUUCACGUGAAAAUGAUUUCAAGGCUUUGAAGAAGGAGGUUCAAGAUUAUUCUGAUAUACUUUUUAAAGAAGUAGCAUUGUUCUUGAAGCUAGUGGAACAUUCAGAAGCAGAAUCGUUGUAAGAAAGUGGACCUAAUCAUAGAAAACACUGGUUCAGCCAGGCAAUGGUGUUACACACCUUUAAUUCCAGUACUUGGGAGGCAGAGGCAGGCAGAUCUCUGAGUUUGAGGUCAGCCUGGUCUACAGAGUGAGUUCCAGGACAGCCAGACUUACACAGAGAAAACCUUAUCUCGAAAACCAAAAGAGAAAAAAAGAAAAAGAAAAAGAAAGAAAGAAAGGAAGAAAGAAAGAAAACACUGAUUCAGUAACUUCAAGAAAAGGUUGUAUGUAAUUGUCUGUUGCUGUGUAAGUAACCAUCCUCAAUUCUGUAGCUUCAAAAAGUAGGCAUUUCUUGGUGUCACAGUUCCUGUGGGCCAGAACUUGGGUCAGCUUUACUGGCUUGUCUGGCACAGGAUCUCUCACAGGUUACAAGUGAGGUGUCACUUGGGCUUUGGUCUUACCUGACGGCUAGACUUGAAAAAAGAUCCACUUUCAUGUUCACUUACGUGAUUUUUGGCAGGACUCAGUUCCUUGUGGGUUGUUGCACUGUUCACCAUAUUACCCCAAACUUUAGAGGCCAGAGAUUUACACCUCUAGAUCCUUAAGUUGGAGGCUUGUGCUGGGAUUUAAAUGGCAGUGACCCUGGCACUUGCAAGCUAAUGUACUGCUUUGCAAUAGUGAGUAGCAGGCAAUGUCUGCUUCCCUUCGAGCGUCUGAGCAGGCCUCAGUACUGGGGACUCGCUCUGAUAGCAACUGCUGCUGUAGCUCUUGGGCCUAGGAUAUUGGUAUCCUUUUCCCUUUACUUCUUCCAGUAAGGAAGGCCUGCAGUUUCUGGCCUUUGCUGUCUGUCAGUUGUGCUCCCAGUCACUCUCUUGAACCUGUCAGCCUACCCUUUCUUGCUGUUGCUUCCAUCUACUUUUGCUAUCUCUUUACCUCAGCCUGCUCUACUAUUGAUGGUAAAAAUCAAGCAAGAAAAGACCACUGCAAGGUUUUUAAUGGCCCUAAUACCGCAAUAUCAGGAAUCAGCACAAAGUGUCUCCUGAUGAAAAGUGAGCCAGAUAGCCUGCUUAUCUAGCCAGAAGAGGGGUGUGGCAUGGGUAUUUCAUCAUUUGCAUGAAAGACUAUGUUUAGAUCAAGCGCAGUCAGUCUCUACUUGUCUGCUAAGAAAAAGGCUCUCCCUGUGGCCUGUAUGAAACAGCUUCAGGAGCUUAAGGCUUGUGAUGGCAAAAAUUCUGGUGCAGGUUAUUUGAAACAGUCAUGGCUGGAAGAGUGUCUUCUGGGGCUGGAAUUGUGCUUUGUCAGCAAGAGAUAUUGUUGACAUGGAGAGUACAAAGCAGCCUGUGCCACUAAGAUGGUCCAGCUGGCUGCCAAGGAGGGGCUGCUUGUCUCCCCUACCUCCACUCUAGGCACCAAGGAGUCUAAUAGUGGUCAGAGUACCCAGCACAAACAGCUUAUUAAAAGCAACAUCAACAAAUAAACAAAAAAUCAGAAAGUGUUUACAACAAAUAACUGUCAUUUAACAUGGAUAGUGCUUUAACAACAUUAACAGAGCUCCACUCUUAGCCAAGCACCAUGGGAAUUGGGUCUUUGGGAGCCAUCCCGGUAGCUAUUACACUGACCUUUCUAAGUAGCCAAGAGAAUAAUGUGUGAAACAUUGGUUUAGGGUACACAUCAGAGUUUGUUUUCAAUGAAGAAUUUCUUUUGUCUAUUUUGACCUGAUUUAGAGGAUAUCUCUCCAAUCUUAGUAAGUUUGAGCCAAACAUACUCUUCAGGAGAUCUUGAGCCAAACAUACUCUUCAGGAGAUCUUGAGCCUUCAUUUACCCUGGUUUCUCUGUGGGGUCUGUGUUGUUUUGACCAAUUAUUUCUGGGUAUGAGAAGUGGCCUGCAGUGUGGUUGAUAUACCCAGUGACACUCCUUUGGAGAAAACUGAUUUUCCCUCUCCCAACAUCUAUCAGUUUGCAAAUAGCUUCUGGGUAGGGUUGGGACUUUGUACCCACUUCCUCUUCUUCAUGCUGGGAUUUUGAUGAUUUGAGUCUGUAUAGGUCUCAUGUAUUCUGUCACAGUCUCUGGGCAUUAAUAUAUGUAUCAGUCCUGUUGUGUUUGGAAGACACUGUUUCCUUGGAGUCAUUCACCACCUCUGAGAGAUCUUACAGUCCUUCUUCCUCCUCUUCUGCAUACAUCCCUGAGCCUUGAGGGGAGGGUUUUGAUGAAGACAUCCCAUUUAGGGCUGAGUGCUCCAAACUUUCCCACUCUCUGUACAUUGUCCACUUGUGGAUCUCCUUGUUAAUUCACAUCUGUACAUCUGUUUCAAGAAGAAGCUCUUUUGGUGGGGAGUGAAUGAUGCACUGAUCAUUUAAAAUUGAUUAUCUCCACUGUGGUGCAUCAUGUAGGGAGUCUUGGGAAAGAAAAAGUUACCUUAUUUAUUUGAUAUAAUACAUUGCAUAUUAUAUUAAUUGAUUUAUCUAUACUUUGUUUUCGUGCAAGAGAAUGUUUACCCCUGUAAAAGUGUUAGUGGCCUGUCACCUUGCAGCUGCUUGGAGACCACUAUUUAACAGUGUGUUUUGACUUAAGUCAUAUGUUUUUCCUCAAAAAAAAGGUAAUUAUGCUAUCAUAAAAAUUUAAAAAUCCCUUUUGGGACUUCUUCAUUGGUGAUGAAAUACUAUACUAUCAUCUUGUUUUUUAGUAUUAAAGAAAUAAGAUUAGAAAUACUUGGAAUGACAGCAGCUUUUGGCUCUUAUUAAACAGCAAAAAGGGGAAAUGGAUGUACAGUUCUGUUUUAUGGUUUAAAAUGUUUAUAUGUUAUAUGUUUAGAUGUUAGACAAUACAAAGGCAGAUGCUAGUAAACUCUACCUUAAAGUAUAAAAGUACAGCAAGUUCAUUUAAAGUUAAUUUUUUUUUAAAAUCACUGGACAGGUUGCUAUAUUCCCAUAAGAAAUCCCUAAUUGCAUUAAAGUAAUUGAAAAGUAUUCAGAAACAGUUUUCUACUCAUGAAAAACACUUUCUUAUUUUGAUUCUAAUGUGCUAUUUAUUUCUUCAUGUACCUUAGGCUAGCCUGGAAUAUGCUAUGUAGCUAAGCCUGGCUUCAGACUCAUGAGCCUCCUGCCGAAGCCUCCCAGAUGUUGGUAUUAGAACAUGAGCACUUCUCUGUUCUUGGAAACACAGAAGUGUUGAGUCCUUGUCUGUAACAGGUGGUAUUUCCUUCUACCUAUGAACAGAUUCUAUAACUGAUCAAUAAUUCAGCAGUUGUUUUGGCUCUAAAUGAAAGAGAUAACAUUCCUAAGAAUUUAUUAUGUAUGUUUCUUGCCACUGAGUGAGCAAGACAAAUACAUACUCAUCAAUGCUGACUGGAUGGUAAUUUCUGAAACAUGAAGCCACAGCUCCUCAUAAAUAACAGAGUAACAGAAUCACCGAGAAGUUGGCAGAGAUCAAUCUCUAGAUGGAUGAGUUAGUCUGUAAGCAAAUAGCUGCUUAGCUUCUAACUUUUAAGGAUGCCCUUGUUUCUAACCUAGAUGCUUGGAUAUCAGUAGAGACGGUAGAAUUUCUACAACAAAAGCUAAUGGGUCAGCAGCUGAGCAUUUUAUGUGAAGACACAUUGUAUUUUAAGUGGAAAGCAUGGAGGAGCAUCCUGCCCUGUCAGAUCUAGUAAAGCACCUUGCCAUGCAAUCACAGAAAUUAGCUAUGACUGUUCAGUGAGUUGAAUUUAACAAUGGUGUCUUGGGAAGAGAAGUUGAAAUAGGUUUUGUUGAUAACCCUCAAAACACCACCAUUAAAACAUUUGGCAGCCUUGUUAUUUUAUUUCAGCCAUGUAUAUAAGACUAUAUUAUGCGACAUGUACUAUGUGUAUGUUAGUUUAAUUUAUAUAAAAGCAUACAUACAUAAAAGUAUACAUACAUAUAUUUAUGUUGUUUGACACUAUUACUGGGAAGAUGUGAAUGAACAUCUACUCACCAAGAUAGGAAACUGACAACAAACCAAAGUAACGAUACCACUAAAAUCCAACCUGAUGAAGCAAUGAUUUUUACUGGGGUUACUUACAGGAAUAUAGGUGAGGGGUUACUUAAAGAAGUAGAAAUGACUCAAUGACAGUUGCAUCAUCAAGAGCCAACCCCAGCGUGGUUGACAUCUCACAAAGAUAGAAACCUGGAGCACACUGCACAACUUAUGGGCAGGUUGAUGGGUUGGGGAGUGUUUCUUCCAGGUAGUUCAGUUGGUCUGAGCCUCUUUUAGGCAACUUUUGUCUAGGAGUGUCUCUGAGCAGUCUUUACUAUUUAUAUUUGCCUGUGGAAUAAGGGACUAGUGCAUUUUGUCAGUUUCAGGGACUUCCUGAAUCUUUAGAGUUGUUUGCUUCCUGCAACUUAACAAGCUCCCUGGCAGGAGGGAGUUUCACCCCUCCUUAUUUUAUUUCUUUCUAUUUUUAUUUUAUGUGUAUGGUGUUUUGCCUGCAUGUAUAUCUGUAUACUACAUUUGUACCUGGUGCUUGUGGAGGCCAGAAGAGGACAUUGGGUACCCUGUAACUGUAUUACAGAUGGUUGUGAGCCAGCAUGUAUGUUGUGGGAAUUUAACCUGGAUCCUCUUCUUAGAACAGUUUUAAUGGGCUUUACUUUUAACAUGGAAUGUUCAUAACACGUUAGCAGUUCUUCCUACCCUUUCCACAUAUUUUUAGUAAAUGCUCCACAGGGACUAAAAACUCAUAGUGUUGCCUAAACUUCCUGUUUCCUUCUCUGGAAACUGCCAGCAUUUCCAAUUCUAUGAGUAAACAAGGAGAUGAUCCAAAAGUGAGUAAAUGUGAUUGAACUUUCAAAUGAAACACAAACCCAAAUGAUUUUCUAUCUCAGAAGACAAGGAAAGAGGUGUCAGGAGUGUGUGUGUGUGUGUGUGUGUGUGUGUGUGUGUGUGUGUGUGUGUGUCUAUGUGUGUGUUGAACACAUAAGAGUAUGUGGAUGUAUGUAUACACAUGUGGAGGCCUGAGAAGAAUAUUUGUGUGUCUUCUAUUGCUUUCUGCCUUAUUGCUUUGAGAUGGGGUCUCUCAUUGAACCAGAAGCUUGCUAUUUUUGCUACACUGACUGGCCAGUGAGUUCCUGGGAUUAGCUUGUCUGAGCUCCACAAUGCUGGGGUUACAGGCAUGUGCAGCCAUGUCCAUCUUUUUACAUGGGCAGUGGGGAUUCAAAAUGAGACCCGCAUGCUUUCACAGAAGGAGCCCUUCCCUACUGAGCUGUCUCCCCAAUCUCCCCGUGUCACAUUUUUAAUAGUCUUCAUACAGCAGUUUCCUCAUUGUGGUGCCUUUUGUAGAUAUGUUUGUGUGUAUGGAAAGCCUUUUUACAUUUGUAUAAUUUUUAUAGUUGUUUACACCUAGAAGUUUUAUUGGGUAUAUCAUUUCAUAGGGGCAAAACCUGCUGUGGAAAAUAUUAGAUAACUGGGGAUAGAUAACCUCAACAGAACUGUAAAGAGAGUUGAGUAUCUUUAUGAUAAUGUACUGCUCCUUUUUAAGCACCAUUCCUCCUGAAAGAAUCUGUACUGUCAGUAAGAAGGUAGGCAUAUCCACUUUUGUUAUUUGUACAUUUCUUGUGUUUGCUAAUGGAAAUGCCAUUCACACUAUUGUAGACAAAUAGGGCUAUGUGCACAGUUGAUGCCUCCUGAAGUAGAAGUAUCUAGAAAAAAAGAAGAAAGUUUGACACUAAAAAGGAACUAGAUAUUGGAAUCUGAUCUUUUAUGCAGUAAGUUGAGUGUACAAGGAUAAGAAAUAUGAG